Schizophyllum commune H4-8 is the source of this 927-nucleotide messenger RNA. RefSeq lists its product as uncharacterized. The transcript is spliced from 3 exons. The record is from RefSeq and is a predicted model, not a curated record. Bases 278 to 811 code for a protein of 177 amino acids. NCBI's taxonomy places the organism in Eukaryota, Fungi, Basidiomycota, Agaricomycetes, Agaricales, Schizophyllaceae.
UGCGUCUUCGUUCCCCCCGUCAUCAUCUCGCUCGACCUGGACAAGGUGCUGGCAAUGUCCAAGCACAUGAGCAUCUCUGUAUCCCCAAACAAUGGUCCAAUCAUGAACGCUCGUGCGCGUGUGAUCGUCAGUGUAGCCGCAAACGCCCCUACUCUAGAUCAUCCUCGCAGAAUAUCCUGGCAGCGCUUUGCUCACGCGCAAGCGCGCAACAAAUGCCGAGGGGGAAAGGAGCUCCCCGGUGUCUGUCUGGAUUGAUGUACCUUCCGACUUGACGCGGAUGUUGGGAUUUAUGCAACUUACAGGGAUAACUCAAUCAUUCAAUCUCAUACUCCCCAGAUUAUUGCUGAACUCAGCCUGGUACGCAGACUCGACCCCGUGCCAAGGUUUUAUCCAGGAAGUCGACUGCCAUAUACAUCCCCUUCGUGAAGAUGCCGCGUCAGCUAUCACCUCGUGCGUCGCUCUAAUCGACAUGGCGCGCAACUCCUCCGCUCCGUCGCGCCCUUUCCCCACCCCAUAUCUCGUGCGGAUCAUUCAUCACCAAGCCCUCUCAUGCGACCUCUUGCACCCACAAAUGGCCUGGGCACCUCCAUAUCCACCCAUCGCAUCCUCCGAAAUGACUUCCCUGUCCUCGGCAUCUCAAGCAUCCUCCGAGAGUGCCUUUGAUAUCCCCUCUAUGCGCCCUCGUUAUCCCCCUACCCGCUGCAGACCUGCGUCCCCGCUACGCUUCCAGCCAUUGGAUCCGCGGACUUCGACCGCGAUUUGCGCUGCGCUGCACCGCGCAGCGGCCGAUGAGAUGACGUCCCUCCGCUAGGCUGGGCCUACUUAAGCCGUAAGGACGGUCUACAUCCCUUCAGGUCCCCGCCUCGAUAGACCACAGCGCUACGAUGUUCCACACUGUAUCGGCCACCCGCACUCUUGCUAGCGUCG